AUGUUCAACUUUUUGUCGCCCAAAGACGACAGGUUCUUGUUUGAUGCCUGUCUCCAGGUCCGGGUGCAGGAUGACACCCAUCGGAGCAGCAGAUUACGACUCCAGAUACAGCUUUCGACGGACGUCUCCCCGUUCUCGGCGGAAAUCGUACAGCUCCAUUUAUUCGACGAGAACGAUCCAUACGCUUGUUACUCAGCACAAAUCAACGAUGAAGUCUUCCAGCGCUUGAAGAUCCAGCAGCAUCUCAUUAUCGAGUUCGCAGCGUUUCCUCAAACAUUGGUCGAACUUCUCCGUAUGUGUUCGAGCGAAGAAUCGUUGGCAUCGCCUCGUUACCAAUGUGAGCUGCGUCCGGAGAGAAUAUCGAACAGCGCCGUGUUGGACAUCACAGAAGUCAAUGGAUUCAAGAAGUUGGUUCACCUCAGCAUCCGGCUAAACCAAGCAGACGAAGGCAAUGUGCGCAAGAACAUGAUCACAACACUAACGCGUUUGAAGCUCGACAAGGACCGCGCGGAGGAAUGUCUCCGAGCGGCUGAAGCGAAACUCCACGAGCAACAGAACAAGUACGAGCGUCAGAUGGAGAGUCAACGCUUACAGAUAGAGAAGAUGAAGAGCGAUUUCGAGCACGACAUGAAUCAAUUGCGCUCGCGGGUCAACCUGGAAGUUCGGCGAGACACGGACGGCCUAAAUCGCGAAAUUCAGGACCGCAUGGAUCGACUCUGCUUCGAGAAAACUGAUAUCGAAACCUCGCUGAGGUCUCGUUUGAAUUCGCUGGAAGAGCAGAUAAAGUCUUUUGAUAACCAGAAAGCUUCCUUGGAGAACCGUAUCCGAGAGUCUCAGUCUGAAAUCCAACAGGUCGAGCUACGUCUAUCCCAAGAGAAAGAAACGAAUCGUAUGCUCCAGGAUAGACUCGAUAUAUUGAAUCGCACCGAUCCGGGGAAGGAGAACGCCGAACUUCGACUGAAACUCGCGCAGGUGAAAGUUGAUCUCGAAACGGCCAGGAGUACAGUCUGCAAACUGAAUUCCGAGAAAAGGCAUCUCGAAGAGUCGUUAGAGCACAAGCAAGGUCAAGUCGAGCGACGAGAUGCAGGCAUCAAAACCAUGUCGGAAGAUAUCCUCCGAGCCAACGACAUAAUUCAGAAGUUACAGGCGGAGAUAAAGACCUACCAUUCGAAGCUCAAGGUCCGUUCAGACGUAAUAAUGAAGCAAGAAGAACUCUUGGAGACGAAGGAUAAAGAAUUGCGCACCCUUCGGAAGAACCUCGAGGGUCAGAGUGAUGAUCCUCGAUUGCUACAAUUAGAGAAGCAGAUUGCCCAUAAAGAUAGCGUCAUUCAGUGGCUGAAUAAAAAACUCAAUGAGCUCCAGGGUCAUAAAGUUGACACGCCCCUCAUGACAGCUCCUAGUCCUCUUCAAGAGAAUAACCCCGCAACUUUUGGACGUCACUUGAGCAACAGACCGAGAUGACCCCAAACUGGAACUGGUAGCCUGCUGAACGUUGUGGGUGGCGAAACCUGUUCAUUGUAGAAUUGAUUUGGAUCAUGGAAAUACACUGAGGCGAA
Molecule: messenger RNA, 1556 nt
Organism: Galendromus occidentalis (western predatory mite)
Lineage: Eukaryota; Metazoa; Arthropoda; Arachnida; Mesostigmata; Phytoseiidae
Product: spindle assembly abnormal protein 6 homolog
Exons: 11
Coding region: 1-1461 (486 amino acids)
Biological process (GO): centriole replication
Cellular component (GO): centriole; centrosome
Source: RefSeq, a predicted model, not a curated record